AUGGGAAGCCAUAUGAGCAAGAAGAGCUCUGAAACAUCAUCCUCUGCUAUCAAUCUCAACACCAAUUUACAAUACACAACUGAUCAAUUAAGCUCAUAUGAGGCAGCUUGCAAGGUUGAUGCAGAAUUGCAAUCCUUCGAUACCAAUCUCCAAACCAGAACCAAUCAAGUCAUCAACACAAUUGCAGCAGGAGUUGAAGUUCGAGCUCUCUCAUUUGAUUCAUUGAAGGAAAUCACAGAAUGCCUGUUGGAGAUGAACCAGGAGGUUGUGAAAGUUAUCUUGGAGUGCAAGAAAGAUAUAUGGAAAAAUCAAGAAUUGUUUGAGCUUGUAGAGGAGUACUUUGAAAACAGCUUGCAGACUUUAGAUUUCUGUACUGCAUUGGAGAAGUGUUUGAAGCGAGCUCGUGAUAGCCAAUUGCUCAUUCUUGUUGCUCUUCAACAGUUUGAGGAGGAAACCGAAAUGGGAGGCAGUCGAUACACGAGGACUUUGGGCGAAUUGAAGAAUUUCAAGGCUAUAGGUGAUCCUUUUACUGAAGAGUUCUUCCAAAUUUUUCAAUCUGUUUACAGGCAACAAAUACAAAUGCUUGAGAAGUUGCAACUAAGAAAGACCAAGCUCGAUAAGAAGCUCAAAUACAUCCACGCCUGGAGGAAGGUUUCGAGUAUCAUAUUUGUUGCUACAUUUGCUGCUGUGUUGAUUUGUUCUGUUGUGGCAGCAGCCAUGGCUGCUCCACCUGUUGCAGCAGCUCUGGCUGCUGCUAGUUCUAUCCCUGUAGGCUCAAUGGGGAAGUGGAUUGACUCUUUGUGGAAAAACUAUGAAAAUGCUUUGAGGGGUCAAAAGGAAGUAAUUAGCUCAAUGCAAGUAGGGACUUAUGUUGCCAUAAAGGACUUGGACAACAUUCGGGUUCUUAUCGAUCGAUUGGAAGUUGAAAUUGAGUCCCUCUUGCGUAAUGCAAGCUUUGCCAUUGAGGAGGAUGCAGUUACAGUUGCAAUUGAGGAGAUUAAAAAGAAGUUGGGAGUGUUUAUGAAGAAUGUAGAGGAUUUGGGAGCUCAAGCUGAUACCUGCAGCCGUGACAUUCGAAGAGCAAGGACUGUGGUUCUGCAGAGGAUCAUAAAACAUUCCAACAACUAG
Messenger RNA from Prunus armeniaca (apricot), 1128 nucleotides. Lineage: Eukaryota; Viridiplantae; Streptophyta; Magnoliopsida; Rosales; Rosaceae. The record is from the annotation of a GenBank genome assembly.